GUGCCUACAAAAAGGCCUCCAUACACGUGAAGAUAGCCAAGAAGACAAAGAUCAUAUGAUGUCUUCUCAUCAUAAUCCACAUGUUGUUCUUUUCCCAUUCAUGUCUAAAGGCCACACCAUCCCGCUACUGCAGUUGGCUCGCCUCCUCCUCCUCCGCCGCGGCGUCGCCCUCACCAUCUUCACUACUCCCGCCAACCGCCCCUUCUUCUCCAAAUCCCUCUCCGAUGUCGUCGACGCCAUCUCCCUCAUCGACCUGCCAUUCCCGGAAAACAUCCCCGGCGUGCCGCCGGGAAUUGAGAGCACCGAUAAACUCCCUUCCAUGUCCCUCUUCCCGGCUUUUGCCGCCGCCACCAAGCUCAUGAAACCUCACUUCGAACGGGCGUUGAACGCUCUCCCUCCCGUUUCCUUCAUGAUCACCGACGGCUUCCUCGGCUGGACUCUCGACUCGGCUAACAACCUCGGAAUCCCCCGCCUCGUGUAUUUCGGUAUGAGCUACUUCUCCUCCGUCGUGUCCCGCUCCGUCACUUCCGCUGGCCUAAUACUGAAACCAAACGGCGACGACGAGGCGUUCACGGUGCCGGAUUUUCCAUGGCUCAGUGUCACCAGAAACGAUUUCGAUGCCCCGUUUCGAGACAGAGAGCCCAAAGGCCCACUUUUCGAUUUUGUAACGGAGCAAAUGGUGGCCACUGUAAACAGUCACGGUUUGGUGAUGAACAGUUUCUGCGAUCUCGAGCAUGUUUAUAUGGAAUUCUAUAACCGCAACCUGGUGCCCAAAUCAUGGCCCGUCGGACCUUUCUGCUUGGCAGAGCCGCGGAGAAAACCCCCGCCGGAAAAUCAAGAAAAGCCGUCCUACAUCAAAUGGCUGGACGGGUUUCACGAACAGGGGAAGCAAGUUCUGUACGUGGCAUUCGGGUCUCAAGCGGAGAUAUCCCCGGAGCAAUUGCGGGAGAUUAAAGUUGGGUUAGAGGAAUCCGAAGUGAAUUUCUUGUGGGUGGUUAGAACCCACGAAUCGGAGCUCGAUGGGUUCGAAGACAGAGUGAAGAACAGGGGAUUAUUGGUACGGGAGUGGGUUGAUCAGAGGGAAAUUCUCGGCCACCCGAGCGUGAACGGGUUCGUGAGCCACUGCGGGUGGAACUCCGUAUUGGAAAGCAUAUGCGCGGCGGUUCCGAUAGCGGCGUGGCCGAUGAUGGCGGAGCAGCACCUGAACGCGAGGAUGGUGGUGGAGGAGAUGAAGAUCGGGGUGAGAGUGGAGUCGUGCAAUGGGUCGGUGAGAGGGUUUGUGAAGUCGGAAAGCGUGGAGAAGGCGGUGAGGGAAUUGAUGGAAGGAGAAAUUGGUAAAAGUGCGAGGAAGAAAGUUAAAGAGCUCAGUAAUUCCGCCAUUAACGCCAUUAAAGAAGGUGGCUCUUCCUGGCUCAAAUUAGAUGAGCUCAUUAACGAGUUUCAUGCAAAAAUGAAAAAGAAUCCUGACAUGUGAUCUGACGUACACAUCUGCUCCAGUACUCCCAUAAUAAUAAAGGAAAACAGUAGAAUUAUUUCCUAUUAUCAUCUUAUAUUUUUAGUCUCAUAUUUUGAAUAUGAACACUUUUUUUUUUGGAAUUUAUCUGA
Messenger RNA from Ipomoea nil (Japanese morning glory), 1605 nucleotides. Its product is annotated as UDP-glycosyltransferase 90A1. The record is from RefSeq and is a predicted model, not a curated record. Bases 56 to 1474 code for a protein of 472 amino acids. Gene Ontology annotation, molecular function: UDP-glycosyltransferase activity. NCBI's taxonomy places the organism in Eukaryota, Viridiplantae, Streptophyta, Magnoliopsida, Solanales, Convolvulaceae. The transcript has a single exon.